GCUGUUGGAUUUUCAGUCUUGCUGUCGAACUUAUUUUUGAAGAUGUGAGUUUUUGUGGGAGAGUAGCGUAUUUCUGUUUUAUUUGGAAUCAUCGUAACGCUCUAAAAUGGAUAGAUUCCACGUUCUCGAACUGAUUGGGGAAGGAUCAUUCGGUAAAGUGUUCCGAGGAAGGAGAAAACACACAGGCCAUGCCGUGGCUUUAAAAUUCAUUCCUAAAGCUGGAAGAGCAGAAAAAGAACUGAAAAGUUUGCGAAGGGAGAUUACUAUCAUGUCUGGUCUUAAACACCCCAACAUUAUUGAACUGUUAGAUCAUUUUGAGACAGAAAAAGAUGUCGUAGUAGUGACGGAAUUUGCGGAAGGUGAACUAUUUCAAAUUCUUGAAGAUGACGGAAAACUUCCUGAAGAUCAAAUCAGAUGUAUAGCUCACCAACUUGUUUCAGCUUUAUAUUAUCUACAUUCUCAUAGAAUAUUGCACAGAGACAUGAAGCCACAAAAUGUAUUGAUUGGAAAAGGAGGCGUCGUUAAGUUAUGCGACUUCGGUUUUGCCAGAGCAAUGAGCAUCAAUACACUUGUAUUAACUUCCAUCAAAGGCACACCGUUGUAUAUGUCCCCGGAAUUAGUCGAAGAAAAACCUUACGAUCACAAUGCUGACUUAUGGUCUCUUGGUUGUAUUUUGUACGAACUUUUUGUCGGGAAACCUCCGUUUUAUACAAACAGUAUUUUUCAACUUGUUAGCUUGAUUAUCAAGGAUGACAUCAAGUGGCCAAAGUCAAUGAGUGAUGAUUUUCGUACUUUCCUACGAGGGCUUUUAACUAAAGAUCCAAAUAAAAGAUUAACCUGGCCUUAUUUACUAAAACAUCCAUUUGUACGAGGUAAAAUUUGCAUCAUUGAAGAAGAUCCUGAUACAAAUAUACCUCUUACAAUCACUCCGACACAAGAAAUGCUUUCGGCAAAAGAAAAGAUGGCAAAAGAACUCAGUUCGAAAGGUGGUGGGUCUAAAAUUCUGAAAAAAGCUCGACAAAAGAUGGCAGCAGCGAGCAAAAAGAACGAAGAAAUUAAUAAGAAUACAAAAGCGCUCAAUAACUCAACUUCAAAAUCGAAAAUGGAGAGAAGUGCAAAUCUUCAGUCAUCCAAGACCUCUCAAAAGUCAUCUCUAGGGAAUAAAUCAAGUAACAACUUGAAAAAGACUGAAAGAUCGGCGUCGAAAUCAGCCAUGAGCAUGCAAGAUGUCACACUGGAUGAAGAUGAUGGUAUAAAUGACUCUGAUGAUGAUUGGCAGGAAAUCAUUGACGCUACUAAUCCUGACAACAUGCAGCUUACAACUCCAAUGACUCUCCUCAGUGACAAAGAAUUCCGGAAGAAAAUACUUGAUCAAAUGACUUCAGCAGAAGAAAAGAUUUUGUCAGCUGAUUUGAAAGCAGCCUCUCAACUUAGGUCACCAAUCAGAGUGAUAACAAAUUUAUUAACAACUAAAUGUGACGCUGAAAUAUUGUACAGAUUCUGUAAAAGUCUCGACAUCCCUGAUCGAAUUGUGCAACUAUUAACAAAAUUGAUGACUAAUUCCAGUAUACGUAAACAGCUUUGGUUCCCGCAACUUGCCGCGGAUAUUCUCGCACUCUUGACAGCGUACGCAGCAAGUGAUUUCAACAUUAAAAAUAUUGAUGGAGAGAGUAUACAAAAGUACGCAGAGUCCGCCAUUAAAAUUGUAUCUCUGAUAAAAUCAGUCCUCACUCCGACCCUUGACCCCCACCAUAGAGUCGAAGAUCAAGCUCUACUUUGCCUCGUGUUUAUUUGCGAAAGUUGUGACCAUGGGCAAACAAAAUUUGUCUGUGAGAAUGUAUAUUCUCAUAUUGUGGAGAGUGGAUUCCUCAAAAUUGUCUCAGAGGGAGCUAGUGAGUAUAUGAGAUGGAAACAGCAGAUUGAAUCUCACAUGACUGAGGGAGAUAUCUCCUCCAAAAGAGCGCAUGAAAUUCAAGCUUUAUAUAUGAGUGCUCUUGCUGCAUGUGUUUAUUCCCCUGUUGUUGGCUUUUUAACAAGGAAUUAUAAGCGAGUGGGUGCGACACAACUAGCACAGAUUGUACAGUCAGACCGCAGCGCUAUAGACAACAUCUUUGUCGGUAUUUCGGACCCAUCUACAGCGAUAAAUAUUUUGAAAAUUAUUUAUUCGUGCUGUCAAUCCAGCCAUGAUGUCUGCCGCUCGUUUUCUACUCCGCAGAAUUUGGACCAGCUUUUACGUCUCAUGCAAGGAAGAUUUGAGAUUGGUGAUGCUGCAUUGAAACAAGGUUUUGAAAUAACGUUAAACUUAUUGAGUGUUCUUGUCCAAGCCCAUCCAGAUACUCUAUUAGAACUUCUUAAAGAGUAUUUGUCGCUUUUCGCUACGAUUUUCAUAGAAUCUGAGGUUCCUACUCACAUUCUAGCAGCUGCGACGUUGAUUAACGAAUUGAGCAACAUUGGCGCGAUAUUCGAACUCAAUAUAUCAGAUUUUUUUGCAUCUGUGAGCAUGGCGGUCGCAAAUUUAACAGAAGUGGAUACUCUGCCACCGUACGAUCGUGGAUUACUGGAUGGCGUUGUAGACAUGAUAAAACAGUUAGUAACGGAGGGUGGGGACCAACCGGCCGCCCAAGAAUUUAUGGAGUGUGGAUCAUGGAAUGCACUCUGGCACAGGCUUGCUCAUUCUCUCCGUGUUGAUUUUAAUGACGGUGCUGAGACAGAGACGAUUCCAUCAGCGAGACCUGUGAAUCAUCCGGCACGUGAACAUGAUGUUUAUGAUCCAAUGCUGUUGUCACCAGAGGGAAUCUUGUCUUUUUUGCAUGUUGCAUUAGCAGUGUUCACUCUUGAACCAUACCAGUGUGUUCCCCUUCUUUCUGCAAGUGAUUCAGUAGUGGUUCUUUGCUUGUUAGCAUUAUUGGGAGAAGAAUUUAAAAAAUAUUUGAAUCCUACUGUGAAGACUCCUGUAUUGGAUGAAGAUUCAGAUGGAAGUAUACAUACUGAUAUUGUAUUACAGGUGCUGAGAUGUUUCUGCUUCCCAUUUGCAAUCGACACAAAUGAAAUGUUCCUACAUCAAAUAUUUGAAUGUCUUUGCGAAGUCAAUCUUAUUUCUAUAGUUUUGAAUCAAUGCAAGUGUUCUGUUCCAUAUGCUAGACUCGAUGUCCCUAUUGGACUGAUAUGCCGACUUGCUUUAAGUCACAAGCCAUGCCUUGAUGAGUUUACAUCUUGUCUUAGAGGGGAUGUAACAAAGAGCCUGGCAUCCAUUCUGAUUCAUGAAGAAACAAGGCCUAUCACUACCUGCGAUUUGUUGUCCUUAUUGGGGCACGUAGCAAGAAUGACCCCAGAAAAUGCAAAAUCUGUAAGUGACGUUGUUUUGAAGCCUUGCGUCUCCGAUAGCACUCCUGCUAUUCUUCCAUGCUUGAGUUCCACUGAUGUUACUGUACGCACAAAGUCUUGCAGUCUUUUGGGGAAUUUACUUCGGAAACAAAAUCAAGGCAUUAUACAAGAUUUGCCGUCGAAAAUUAAAUCUGAUAUAUUUGAAUCGUUAUAUCAAUGUCUCGCAGUGAGCGAAGGCAUGGUCAGAAGGUCCGCAUCAUUUGCGUUCGGUAAUAUUGCGUACAUGGGAUGUACAGAAAGUAACGGAGAUGGAAAUACAGCUUCAACUGUUAGCAAAGAUCUUGGCAAACAUUUGGAAAAAGCAGUUCCUCUUUUGACUAAUUUAUUGAAUGAUGCGACUCCGAAAACCAGAUCGAAUGUAUCUUUCACAUUAGGAAAUUUGUCCGACUGGGGCUCGUCACUUAGAGAAUCAAUACAAGAUAGCCAUGCCCUCAAAAGAUUGCUUGAUGUUGCAUUACAAGACAAUCAAAUGUGUGUCAAACAGGCUGCAUUUGUUGCACUUCGCACUGCGGCCUCGCACGUCUCGUUAAAAAAAGAUCUUCUGAAACAAAACGCUGAAGAAAAAUUGGUCGAAUUCGUUACCAACUCUGGACAGAAUCAAAGUACGACUCUUCCUGCAUCAGCGAGAUACGCGUUUUCACCAAGGAUGGUUUCAGCAAGAACGAGACCUUCAACAUAUUCUUCACAAUCUAAGGUUGUGAUAGAUCAUGCCAAGAAACUCAUAGAUGAGCUUAGAACCAGUGAAUAGUGCAUGGAAUGAUUGAGCAAGCUUAAAAUAUUACAAAGAAAUUACGCAACCUAGACAUUGUGCCUAGGUCUGAUAAAACAGUCAUUUGCUAGGAUAUACAACUUUGCCACUGUAACAAUGUUACUGUGCAUUUUUAACUUGUGAAUUUGUGUUUUUGGGGUGUGAUAAAACAGCCUUCUGCAAAGAUAGGUACAAAAUUUAUAAAUGUAAUAAUGACUGUGAAUUUCCAGUCGGUAAUUUUGGUUCACAUUACUAUGUUUGAUGAAGACUCGCACUUCUAGCGUUUCCCAGUCUUUUUUUAUGUUAGAUUUGGAGCUGGAAAAUUCAGUGACUGUAACUUUAACAAAUAUUUUCUUGCCCAACGCAACAUGGAUAAAGUCGACUAAUUUUUAGGUAAUUUAAUUAGGAAUUAACGAUUUUCUCUUGAAACCCACUCAAAACAGACUUCCCUGAUUGCUUAUUUUGCACGAUGAGGAUUCGAACAUUACUUAUGUAGCUUUACUACCAUGGGAUUUUGGGUCUGUAACGCUCAGGAUAAGUGUUCGGAAAGGUACCUAGAUAUCACACUAAUUAUUUUGACUUACCUAUUUUUAUAGAAUUCAUUUACUCCACUGUUUUGUUCUAUACUUCAUAUCAAAUUGUUUUAAUGUAGAUGUCUAUAUUUUGAUUGUAAUAAAUGUAAUUUUUGA
This is a messenger RNA of Styela clava, 4821 nucleotides long. Lineage: Eukaryota; Metazoa; Chordata; Ascidiacea; Stolidobranchia; Styelidae. The record is from RefSeq and is a predicted model, not a curated record.